Geodia barretti is the source of this 939-nucleotide messenger RNA. The record is from the annotation of a GenBank genome assembly. Lineage: Eukaryota; Metazoa; Porifera; Demospongiae; Tetractinellida; Geodiidae.
AUGACUGACCUCUCCUCGCUGAAAGGCGACAUCAACAUCGACGGGUCCAGCACGGUCUUCCCAAUCACCGAGGCAAUGGCCGAGGAGUUCGGCUAUGCCACCGACGGCAAUGUGAGGAUCACCGUUGGCGUCUCUGGCACCGGCGGGGGGUUCAAGAAGUUCUGUGCCGGUGAGAUCGUGAUCUCCGACGCGUCGCGACCCAUCAAGCAGUCAGAGGCGGACCUCUGCGCUGAAAACGGCGUCGAGUAUAUUGAGCUGCCCGUUGCCAUCGACGGUCUCAGCGUGAUGGUGAACCCCGGCAACGACUUCAUCGAGUGCAUGACCGUCGACGAACUGAACACCAUCUGGGCCCCCGAGGCCGAGGAGGUAGUCACCCGGUGGAACCAGGUGCGCCCCGAAUGGCCGGACGAGAAGAUUGGUCUGUACGCCCCCGGCGUUGACUCCGGGACUUUCGACUACUUCACGGAGACCGUGAACGGAGAGUCCCAGGCCUCCCGUGCCGACUUCCUGCCCAGCGAGGACGACAACGUCCUUGUCACCGGCAUCAGUAACGACCGGGGUGCGCUGGGCUACUUCGGCUAUGCCUACUACGCCGAGAACGCCGACCGGCUGAAGUUGGUUGCCAUCGACGGCGGCAGCGGCUGUGUGCUGCCCACGGACGAGACCAUCAACAACGGCUCGUACGCGCCGCUGUCUCGGCCGCUGUUCAUCUACGUCACCUCCGACGCUCUGAACCAGCCCCACAUCAUGGCCUUCGUUGAAUACUUCCUCGACGAGGCCAACCGUGACCUGAUCAGCGAGACCGGCUACAUCCCUUUCCCUAGCACCGUCUACGGCUUGGUUCUGGCCAAGUUCCGGAACGGCACAACUGGCGCUGUUUUUGGUGGCGACGCCAGAUUGCAUGGCACAGUCGAGGAAGUGCUCCAGGCCUCCCAGUAA